Salvelinus sp. IW2-2015 is the source of this 2499-nucleotide messenger RNA. The record is from RefSeq and is a predicted model, not a curated record. NCBI's taxonomy places the organism in Eukaryota, Metazoa, Chordata, Actinopteri, Salmoniformes, Salmonidae.
UCUAGACAUCUUGUAGUCUACUGUGGCAUCACUCUAAAGAACCACGGGGAGGCGCUACACCACCGACCUUUCCAGAUUGUGAACUAGUUCCACACUUCACUUAACAAACUGCUCCCAAAUGUAGAUAUUUUUUUCUCCAAAUGGACACUGAUUUUGUCGAGCUAUAUGUCUACAUCAUUUAGGACGUUUUCUUCUCCUUUUUUGUCUCAGAAUGUUUAGGCGCAGGUCUAUUGCUUUGCUUCUCUGUGGUUGACAUAGUACAAGUUCAAGUCGGUCGAAAUGUAGUGCACUUAACGUCACGUGAAUUUGGGUAGGCUUCUGUCCUGUUUGGCAAUCGGCAUUCCUCCUCCUCUCGCUAUUAGUCUCCUGCUAAACACACAACUCGGGUCACUCUCGGAGAGAAUACACUGACAUGUAGGAGUUCGAGACACCGUGAAAACAGCCGACGGUCGCCGGACUACAGAUGGGACAACGGGGUUUUUUUGCACAAAAUUAACCGUUUACCUCAAGCAUAAACUUUCAAAACAACAGGAAAACUUUCCAUAUUAUAUUGAGAACUCCAGGACACAGGCACCAUGGCGAGGUUUUACAGGGAAACCACGAAUCAAUAGAAAGGGUUAUUGCAGCUGUCUUCGGGGUUGGACCAGUUGGGUCAGACGAGAGACUCCACCGUGACAAAGAAGAGUGAUUGACGCACCAUGGAGGGUGGGAACGAUGUGGAUCUGUCCAACAGUAACAUCACCCCGCUGUGGAAGCGACGCUCAGCCAAUCACACUGGCCCCAGCAAGCUGAAGGCCCGGCCCCUCAGCUACCAGAUAGACGGAGUCCACAUGACUGACUUCCCCGUAGAGGACAACAAGUGCAGUUUUACCCUGAGCCAGCCUGCAGARAGACUGGUGGCUACGCCGGGAGGAGGGAUGGUCAUUCUGAAGCACGUUCUCAACCAACCCACCAGGAAAACACGGGUAGUCAGGAGUAUAAGCAUUGGACAUCUGGCCAAAGGACGUUUCUCUCUGUCCAAGUUCAAAUCGGAGGAUGAUACGUCUCUGUCAUUGAACAGUAAGGCAUGCCACGGUGGGAGUGUUGAUCAUGUGUGGUCGGACAAGCCGCUGCUGGACACCCAGAAUCGACUAUCCAGCCCAUUCACUCUCACCGCUCACAGGGACCAGAUAGUGUUUGGGACGAGCCCUUCACCACCGGACUCUGCCUCCUCCAAUCACCCCUCUCCCCCUGCCUCCUCCAAUAACAACCACCACCAUAACCAGACCUCCCCUUCUUCCUACCACCCCUUAACUCCUGUCCCCUCUCCCCCUAACCCCAGCCCCUCUCCCCCUAGUCUCCACACCCCCACCACAUCCCACAGCUCCACCUCCAGUAUCCACUCCCUCUCUUCCCUCAUCUCCACCCCUUCUGACCUCCCCACACCCCACAGCCCCUCCUCUGCUGACAUGUCUGCCCCCUCUCCUUCCCCCUCUCAUUCCCCCACUCCCAGCCUCUCUCCCUCCAUCUCCCUAUCUCCUCCUCCCUCCAUUGUCCUCAGCACCCACAGUGCAGCUGCCCUGAAGAUGGGCACACAGCAGCUGAUCCCCAAAGGGCUGGCAUCCCUGAGCAAGGCCUCUCCUGCUGGGGUACAGAKCCAGGGCCUGGGGGGUCUGCUGGGCCUGGAUCCUACSAAGCGGGCCCUGCGAGCCCUCAGCAUGGUGGAGACUGGAUCCUUCUUCUCCACUGGCGUAGGGUCCGGGGGAGGAGGGACAGACCAGGAUGAGAGCCCUGGGACUCUGAAGAGAGGGUUGAGGUCUACCUCGUACAGGAGAGCAGUGGUGAGUGGAGUGGAAAUGGAAAUAACAUCUGAUGACCUCAAGUCCCAUCGUCUGUCCCAACCUGUAGACCCAAAGAGCCAUCGUCUGUCCCAACCUGUAGACCCAAAGAGCCAUCGUUUGUCCCAACCUGUACUCAAAGGACUACAGGAGGUCAAGGAGAGACCUACCAGCCCUGGGAAGAAGAACAAGAGUCCUGAUAAGAAGCCAGGACUGAUCACACAGAGGACAUUUGACAGUGAAGUCAACCUGUCUGUCUGUGGUGUGAUCCAGGGAGAGAACUGUAUCAGAAACUACCAGGAGAAAGCUCUUCACAAUGACUCUGAUGAGGACCAGUCCAGAGAGCCCAAACCUGACGACCGCAUCGUGAUGCAGUACAGACCCAUACGCACCUCCUGGAGCCAACUCAGUGUGGUGAAGAAGAGUGGAGUUUCUGAUAAGCUCAGCCAGGAGGAGCGGAAAAGACAAGAAGCCAUAUUUGAGUUGAUAUCGUCAGAACACUCCUACCUCCACAGUCUGGAGGUUCUGAUCCGGAUGUUUCAGAACUCAGCCGAGCUCAGUGACGCCAUGACCAAGACCGAGCACCACCACCUCUUCUCCAACAUCACAGACGUGUGUGAGGCCAGCAAGAAGUAGGUUGUGUGUGUGUGUGUGUGUGUACGCUUGCCUUAGCUAGAGAAAG